GGGCAGAACCCACCACCUCCGAAUUCACCGUCAUCAUGCACGGCCCCAAGCUGAAGACCAUCGAGGGCAUCGUGAUGGCUGCUGACAGCGCCCGCUCCUUCUCGCCCCUGGAGAAGUUUGGGCAGAACUUCUUGGAGAAGCUGAUAGGGAUUGAGGUGCCUCACAAACUGCUGGAGCGAGUCACCUUCGUGGACACGCCAGGCAUCAUCGAAAACCGCAAGCAGCAAGAACGAGGUUACCCAUUCAACGACGUGUGCCAGUGGUUCAUUGACAGAGCGGAUCUCAUCUUCGUGGUCUUUGACCCUACGAAGCUGGACGUGGGCUUGGAGCUGGAGAUGCUGUUUCGCCAGCUGAAGGGCCGCGAGUCUCAGAUCCGAAUCAUCUUGAACAAAGCUGACAGCCUGGCUACCCAGGAGCUCAUGCGAGUCUACGGCGCCUUAUUCUGGAGCCUGGCUCCUCUCAUCAACGUCACGGAGCCACCCAGGGUGUACGUUAGCUCCUUCUGGCCCCACGAGUACCAUCCGGACACCCACAAAGAGCUGUUCCUCAAAGAGGAGAUCUCUCUGCUGGAAGAUCUCAACCAGGUGAUCGAGAACAGGAUGGAAAACAAGAUCGCCUUCAUCCGCCAGCACGCCAUCCGCGUGCGCAUCCACGCCCUUCUGGUCGAUCGCUACCUGCAGACCUACAAGGACAAAAUGACCUUCUUUAGCGAUGGAGAACUGGUGUUCAGGGACAUUGUGGAAGAUCCUGACAGGUUCUUUAUCUUUAAGUCCAUCCUGGCAAAGACCAACGUCAGCAAAUUCGACCUCCCCAACCGCGAGGCGUACAAGGACUUCUUUGGCAUCAACCCCAUCACCAGCUUUAAGCUGCUGUCUCAGCAGUGUUCCUACAUGGGAGGGUGUUUCCUAGAGAAGAUUGAGAAGGCCAUCACUCGUGAGCUUCCUGACCUCCUGGGAAGCAUCGGCCUGGGGAAGAAGCCCAACGUUCUCUCCUGCGACGUCACUGGCUGUGGCGAAACCCCAAAGAACCGCUACAGGAAACCCUAAGGAGUUCUGUAGUGGAACCCUCCGCGUGGUCCUACCGGUGAAUGAGCUUAUGUCUUAUCUGUCCAAGAAGCCGCCGUUUGUUAACCCCUCGAGUGCCACACUGGCAAAGGCUGCUGUACGAUGAGGACUUGGAGUCAUUGACAUCGAUGGCAGGGGAAGAUGGGUGGGCAUAAGAAAGAGAAUAAAAACUGUGAA
This is a messenger RNA of Merops nubicus (carmine bee-eater), 1241 nucleotides long. RefSeq names its product sarcalumenin (gene SRL). Gene Ontology annotation, molecular function: GTP binding. The annotation marks the transcript as partial. The record is from RefSeq and is a predicted model, not a curated record. NCBI's taxonomy places the organism in Eukaryota, Metazoa, Chordata, Aves, Coraciiformes, Meropidae. The transcript has 2 exons.